ACCGCGCCCAUCUCUGUUCUCUGAUGGCCGGAUGAGAAGUACAACUGGAGAAAAGUGUUCCUUGAAGGAAAAGCAACGGGAAGUGGCGGCCGUCGGACUUGCACUCUGACCAAACUUGUCCUACGGACUUAAAUGACAAACAAUCGACGCCGCAGUUGAGAUAUCUACUUGACACCUUUCCAACGCGGCGUUUAAUCCUUGCCUUCUGCAUCGAAUUAUUUGAAAGCUGAACUCGUUAGUGAAGCGCCGCUCCUCCGACUGAGGCUAGUUAGCUUAGCGAGCUAGCUCGUUCUUGUUCGUUGAUGCGUGGAUUUGACAGAGACACGGUGUUUUCUUUCGGUCAAUGCCAUAUAAAGCAAGGCCAACUACGACUGAAUACAGAUCCGUGUGUGUCCCGGCAGUAGGAGUGAGGAAGCGCUUUAGAAGAAGAAAAUGAGUGAACUGGAUCAGUUACGCCAGGAGGCUGAGCAGCUGAAAAACCAGAUCAGAGAUGCGAGGAAAGCGUGCGCUGAUGCCACACUGUCACAGAUAACGGCCAACAUCGACCCUGUGGGGAGAAUCCAGAUGCGCACAAGGCGAACACUGAGGGGACAUCUGGCUAAGAUCUAUGCUAUGCACUGGGGCUCUGACUCCAGGCUGCUGGUCAGUGCCUCCCAGGAUGGUAAACUCAUUAUUUGGGACAGUUAUACUACAAACAAGGUCCAUGCGAUCCCACUGCGCUCAUCCUGGGUGAUGACAUGUGCCUACGCUCCCUCAGGAAACUACGUGGCCUGCGGAGGCCUGGAUAACAUUUGCUCCAUCUACAGCCUGAAGACUCGCGAAGGCAAUGUGCGCGUCAGCCGUGAGCUGGCUGGACACACAGGAUACUUGUCCUGCUGCCGCUUCCUUGAUGACAACCAGAUUGUCACAAGUUCUGGUGACACCACCUGUGCUCUCUGGGAUAUAGAGACCGGUCAGCAGACAACCACGUUCGCAGGUCACACUGGAGAUGUGAUGAGCCUGUCCCUGGCUCCAGAUUCGAGAAUCUUUGUGUCUGGAGCUUGCGAUGCCUCGGCUAAGCUGUGGGACGUGCGCGAGGGCAUGUGCAGACAGACCUUUACUGGCCACGAGUCCGACAUUAACGCCAUAUGUUUCUUCCCUAAUGGCAACGCGUUUGCCACUGGCUCAGAUGAUGCCACUUGCCGGCUAUUUGACCUGCGUGCAGAUCAGGAGCUGAUGAUUUACUCACACGACAACAUCAUUUGUGGCAUCACCUCAGUGGCUUUCUCCAAGAGCGGCCGCCUGCUGCUCGCUGGCUACGACGACUUCAACUGCAAUGUUUGGGACAGUCUGAAGGCCGACCGUGCAGGUGUGUUGGCUGGCCAUGACAACCGUGUAAGCUGUCUGGGUGUGACUGAUGAUGGCAUGGCUGUGGCUACAGGGUCCUGGGACAGCUUCCUCAAGAUCUGGAACUGAUCUCAGAAGGUGCUUUCAACACAACAUGUCCGACACAAUGUCAUUUGAACUCCAAAGUUGACUGGAAGACCAUUCCAACUUUAGAAUGUUAAAUUUCACAGCAUCGUCAACAGCAACAAAACUGACUCAGACUCCACCAUGAAAAAGAAAAAAAAAAAAAACUUCUAAGGAAAAACAAUGCCUUUCCUACACAAAGAAGAGCACAAUUUGUUCUAUCACCCACCUUAAAAAAAGAGAGAGAAAAAAAAAGAAGAAUUCCUGUGGUAUCAAAAGAAUAACUGUGCAUUCCCUUUCAGACCAUUCUGUGUCACCCUGAUAAACACUAUCAUCCCAUGCUUAUGUAUCAUGUGUCUAGAAAGCAAAUGUUGGAGUGUAAUUGUACAAAUUAUUUAACUUUUAUUUCUUUUUAGACUUUUAUCAGGCUCUUUGUUGUUCUUGGAUCUUUUUUUUUUUUCCCUUCAUAACAUUCAUUUUACAUAUGGUCCAGCUUAAAAAAAAACCCCUCUUUUAAUCCUGUAAAAUUGUGGGUGAAUGUUCGAGACAAAAUAAGAUGUGUAGAAGGCUGAGAUUAGACAUGGAAGGAAUAGCAGCAUUUUCUUUUCUGAAGUUUUUUUUCCCUCAUUUUCUUUCUUUCUUUCUCUUUUUUUUUUUUUUUAAUUGGUGCACUAGUUUGCCCUAGAGAGUGUGUGUGUGUGUGUGUGUGUGUGUGUAAGUAGUCUUCAUGAGCGUGACUUUAGAUGCUGUAAGAGAAAGUGUGCUCCUUCGUCAAGUCAUGAUUCAUAGUCUUGGGCAACAAAGUGGUAGAUCCAAGCAGCUUUCAACUCUUAACUGUUCAUCUUGUUCAAAGGUUGCUGAGCUGUCAGCAAUUACUGGGUAAUAAGAACAGCCUUAGUUUUCUAAAAAUGUAAUAAUCUGUGCAUUAGUUAACUUUUGAUGUGAAAUAAAGGUCCUUUGUCCUUGAAGAGAAAAGAAAACGCCAUAAAUACGCCAUAUCUUUUAAGUCUUUUACCAUUUCCGAGUCUGAGGUACUCGCGUCAUUUAUCUCAGAAUGGCUGCUUGUAAAUACGAGUAUCUGACUUGCACGCGAAUGCAGCAUUAUAUCCUAGCUCCUUUUCUUUCCAGUCUCGUCAGCUUUGUUUGCACAAUAAGAAACUUGACUAAUGUUUUACGUGUUAACUAACCAAGCACAUGCCAUUAAUCACAUCGAGAAUGAAUUUUAACAAAGAAAACAAAAUUUACAACCCAGUCCUCUCUUUCAUAGAGGUUCAUUGUUUGAACUAACCUCGACGCUUCUAUUCUGGUUUUACUUUUUUGUAUCGGAGUUACUUUGUGCGUUUGUGACUCUUCAGUCCAGGGAUGGUCUAUUAUUCGUGGGGAUAAAUAGAUCGUGGGGCAGAAGGGUGUUUUGUUUUGUUUUUUUUUCUUCUACUUCUUUUUUUUAAACCCAGUACCUAAAACAGAUAUCCCUGUUUGUGCUUUAAAAUACAGGUAAUAAUCUGUGAAUGAAAUGUUGUACAAAUCAAUGUCUGAAAAUAAUUCUUAAAACUUUAACCUUUUUUUUUUUUUUUUCAUCUGCCAUGAAGUAACAUAGUCGCAUGCUGUAGAAAUGCUUAAGCAGGUGCUCGUUUCUUUUUUUUUGUUGUUGUUGUUUGUUUUGGCUCUACUGAUCUCUGCUACGAUGGUGAAAUGUGGUAAGACCUUAUAACAGCUGAAGCUUAAUUCCAGUCACUUCUCCUACACCGUGUUCACGUCGUUUACUUUUACUGGCAAAGCUAUGCACCCAAGUGUAAAACUGAACGAGACCUACACGGUUCCUGUAAAAUUCCUCUGCACCUGUGCACCAGUAAUGAUUCUUCAAAUGUAAACGGUUACCAAGACAUCUGUUCUACGUUUUCGUUCAACUUCAAAUUAACAGGAAUGGGUCCAAAGAAACUCUGUUCCGGCUUCCUGUGUCUUGAAAAUGGCAUCUGAAAUGGCAGAUUUUUCUCCCCCCCUCCCCCACUGUAAACAGAUGCACUUUCUUUGAUAGUUGUGACCUUUUUUUUUUAAUGUUUCUCUCUCUCUCUCUCUCUCUCUCUCUCUCUCUCUCUCUCUCUCUCUCUCUCUCUCUCUCUCUCUGCGAUAAUGUACAAUAAUUGUGAUGUAUUUGUGUGUGCUGCCACCAGUAAAGAUUAAUUGCAGUUCAAUUAAAAUGGAUUCCACACCUUA
Molecule: messenger RNA, 3663 nt
Organism: Ictalurus furcatus (blue catfish)
Lineage: Eukaryota; Metazoa; Chordata; Actinopteri; Siluriformes; Ictaluridae
Gene: gnb1b
Product: guanine nucleotide binding protein (G protein), beta polypeptide 1b
Exons: 11
Coding region: 433-1455 (340 amino acids)
Biological process (GO): G protein-coupled receptor signaling pathway
Cellular component (GO): cytoplasm; heterotrimeric G-protein complex
Molecular function (GO): signaling receptor complex adaptor activity; protein binding
Source: RefSeq, a predicted model, not a curated record